AUGGAACUGAGUGAAAAGGAACAACACAAAUUUUAUAAAGUAGUUGUGUGGUAUUUGGCUUCUUACUCCGCUUUUUCUGAAGACAAGAAGAACUGUUUUGAUUUCAAGAAUUUGACGUACACGAAGAGUGACAGAAAUGCAUUUGGUGUCAACAUCCCAAAGAACGUGAAGUCUCUUGAUGUUGCAUGCUUUUCACAAUGUGAAGUACAAGAAGUCCAACUUCCUGACAAUUUGACUUCAUUGGCAGAGUACUGCUUUUCAAAGUGCUAUUUUCUUGAACGAGUGAUACUAUCUAAGAACAUCAUCCAUAUUGGCAGUUAUUGCUUCUCUGAUUGUACUGGUUUGACAUUUCUUAAAUUUGAGUGUCAUAUACAAACAUUGGAAGAGAACACAUUUGCAAAUUGUUCAUCGCUUAAAACACUUGAUAUUCCAAAUGGCGUCAAAACGAUUGGGGAUGAGUGUUUUGUGAAUUGUUCUGCUUUGGAAAUAGUCAAUAUGCCAUACACUCUUGAAGAGAUAUCAACUAAGUGUUUUGAAAACUGCAUUUCUCUUAGAGACGUUGUUAUUCCAAAUGGUGUUACUCGACUUGGAAAGGAGUGCUUCUUGCAAUGCAUUCGACUUACAGAGAUUGUUAAAAAUGAAAGGUUAUAUGAGGAUAUUUACUAA
Molecule: messenger RNA, 666 nt
Organism: Entamoeba invadens IP1
Lineage: Eukaryota; Evosea; Mastigamoebida; Endamoebidae
Exons: 1
Coding region: 1-666 (221 amino acids)
Source: RefSeq, a predicted model, not a curated record